AUGCGCGAGGUCCAGCGGCCGGGUCGCGUGUACACGUACCGGCCGCCGGGCUCGUCCGAGGGCCUGGCGUACCUCGACUCCGGGUCCGAGAUACACCUCACGAGGCUGUGGUCGGUGCCCACGGGGCAGUUCCCGGACGCGCCGCCCUACUACUGGGAGGGGGACCCGCCCCCGCUCGAGAACCUGCCCGCGAGCGACGACCCGGCGGACUGGCGGACAGGGAAGAAGGCCGUCAACAUCGGGCUCGUGGCGGUUUUUGCCUUUAUCACGUCCCUGACCUCGGCAAUAUUCGCCCCGGCCGCCCUCGAGCUCAAAGGCGAGCUCGGCGCGGCCAACCAGGCGCUGGGCGAGCUCUCGCUCUCCAUCUUCGUGCUCGGCGGCGCCCUGGGCGCCCUCGCGGCCGCGCCGGCCAGCGAGUCGUGGGGCCGCGCACCCGUGUAUUGGCUGUCGGACGCGGCCUUCGCGGGGCUGACGGCGGCACCGGGCGGCGGCGGCGGCGACAAGAAAAAAGGCGGCAGGAACAACGAGUGGCUGCUGCGCGGGUACGUCGUCUUCUCGCCCGUGGCGGGCGCGUUGGCGGCGUACACGGCCGUGCUGUUCGGCUGCUUCUACCUCCUGCUGGCGUCGCUGCCCUUUGUGUUCGGCAGCGGCGGCGGCGCCUACGAGGUCGGCGAGCGCUCCAUGCAGCUGUCGUACCUGGGCGUCGGGGCCGGCGCGCUGCUCGGCCUGGCGUACUACGUCUACGCCGUCAAGCGCGACGCCCGCAGGCUGAGCGAGGAGCGCGAGGCGGGGCGGAGGAUCGCCCCGCCGCCGCCGCCGCACCCCACGCCCGAGGACCGGUUGCGGCCGCUGCGGCUGUCGGCGCUGAGCGUGCCCAUCGGCUUUGCCAUCUACGGCUGGACGGCGAGCGCGGGCGCGCACUGGGUGCUACCCGUGCUGGGGUUGGCGGCGGCCGGAUUUGGAGUGGCCGGCGUCUUUGCGGCCGCGCAGCUGUACCUCGUCGAGGCCUUCCCAGGCUUCCCGGCCAGCGCGGUUGCGUCCAACGUCAUGCUGCGGUCGCUGACGGCCGGCGGGCUGCCCAUGGCGGGACCGGCCAUGUUUGGAGCCUUGGGUGUGGGCUGGUGCGGUACUGUGCUGGCGGUGGUGGCCUUUGGACUGGUGCCGGUGCCGUGGCUGGUGGUGAGGUAUGGGGGGAUGUUGAGGAGGAAGUUUGCACCGUAUGGGUUGUGA
Molecule: messenger RNA, 1230 nt
Organism: Gaeumannomyces tritici R3-111a-1
Lineage: Eukaryota; Fungi; Ascomycota; Sordariomycetes; Magnaporthales; Magnaporthaceae
Exons: 3
Coding region: 1-1230 (409 amino acids)
Biological process (GO): transmembrane transport
Molecular function (GO): transmembrane transporter activity
Source: RefSeq, a predicted model, not a curated record